AUGGGACCUGUCGACAAAAAUGCUCAGUCAACUUUCACUGCUAUGUGUUUAUCUGUUUCUGAAACUCUUGACUUGUCCAUCAGGCGUUUCUGGGAGCUUGAAGAGUUACCUGUUGUUCGCCAUCUCAGUCCAGAUGAGCGUGCUGCUGAGGAAAUUUAUAAAAAUACAACAACUCGGCUGAGUACAGGACGAUUUAUGGUGUCUCUUCCAUUUCGGAAAGCAUCACCUCUGUUAGGUGAUUCAAAAUCUAUUGCCCUUCGCCGCUUCCAGGCACUCGAAAACCGAUUGAAUAAUGAUCCAACCCUUCAACGCCAGUACGCAGACUUCAUGCAAGAUUACCUGGACGCUGGUCACAUGGAGCUGGUUCCACUCGAAAACACCGACAAUGUGUUUCAUUAUUAUAUUCCACAUCAUUGUGUACUUAGGCCGGACAGUAGCACCACCAAGCUUCGUGUCGUUUUCAAUAAUUCGUCUCGUACAAGUGCUGGGUGUUCCUUGAAUGAGAGCAUGUAUACGGGUCCGAAACUCCAGCCCGACAUACAAAUUGUUCUUCUUCGUGCACGGUUGUGGAAAUAUGUAUUCAUGACAGACAUCAAACAGAUGUAUCGGCAAAUUGUGGUGCGGCCUGCUGAUCGAGAUUACAAGCGAAUUUUCUGGAGAUUUUCGAAACAUACCACAGUGCAGGAAUACCGUCUCUGUACGGUCACUUACGGCACAUCAGCGGCACCAUAUCAAGCUCUUCGUACAAUUCAGGAAUUGGCAAUCGUUGAUGGAAGACUCUUUCCCAUCGCUGCGUCAAUUCUCCUGAACGACACCUUCGUGGAUGAUAUUCUCACUGGAGCUAACACCGAAAAGGAUGCCCUUGAGUAUCAGUCACAACUUAUACAAUUGUGCUCUUUAGCCAAGUUUGAGCUCCGAAAAUGGGCCAGCAAUAACGGUAAUAUCUUACACGCUGUUCCCACAGAAGCUCAAGCAAUGUCUCCAGCACUUCUGUACAAUGACAAAAAUGAAUGUGAAUUAAAAAUACUUGGUUUGAAAUGGGAUCCGAGAGCUGACGUAUUUUCAUUUGAUACAAAACCAUCGGCAACUGACCCGACAAAGCGGUCAGUUCUCUCUGACAUUGCCAGAGUUUUCGAUCCGUUAGGCCUUCUGUCUCCCAUCACGUUCUGGACAAAACACGUCAUGCAGUUGCUCUGGACCGCUGGUCUCAAAUGGGAUGACAAAAUACCCACAGAUCUUGCUCAAUUAUGGACACGAUAUCAAUCAGAACUGAAAUUGAUUGAAUCGAUCUCUAUCCCUCGUCGUAUAACGGUCGAAGAGGCAACCAAAGUGCAACUUCACGCUUUCUCGGAUAGCUCAGAGAAAGGUUACGCGGCGGCAGUUUACCUGCGAACACAAACAGCUACUUCAGCUUAUUGUCACCUUGUAACAGGUAAAUCCAAAGUAGCACCUCUAAAAAAGUCUACUAUCCCACGUCUUGAGCUGUGUGGAGCUGUAUUAGCCGCCAAACUAUUACGUUUCGUAGCUGAUACUUACUCGAAGAGUCUUCAAAUUGAUGAGUUGCAUGCUUGGACGGACUCAACCACUGCGUUAGCCUGGAUACAAUCGUCACCACAUCGUUGGGCCACAUUCGUGGCAAAUCGAACAAGUCAAAUUCAUGAAUUCACCUCACCAGACAUUUGGCAUCACGUCCCCACGCAGUACAAUCCGGUCGACUGUGCUUCCCGUGGACUAUUCCCUUCGGAACUUGUUGAUCACCCGUUGUGGUGGACUGGCCCUGCGUUUCUGGUAGAGUCACCGGAAAAUUGGCCAUCCGUUGUCCCUCGUUCAGACAACACAGAUGCUUAUGUUUCCAUUGAAGCUCAAAAAUGUACUGUUCUCCUAACAAAAACUACAUGCUCAAUUACUGAUCUUCUGCAUCGUUUCUCGUCGUUCGAUAAAAUUCUUCACAUUGUCGCCUACUGUCUUUGUUUCUCGAAAUCACGUCCUUCUGCAUUCACACAAAUUGUCAAUGCGAGUGAACGAGAACGAGCCUUGUUGGGCUUAGUAUAUUCCGUCCAACAAACAUCAUAUUCCGAAGACAUAUUCACGUUAAAAAACGGAUUGCGUUGCUCUCCUGCCAUUCGGAAAUUAGACCCGUUCAUUGAUGAAAACGGACUUCUUAGAGUAGGUGGGCGUCUCACGAAUGCUGAUCUCCCAUACUCUCAUAAACAUCCACUUCUCUUGCCAUGCCAACAUCGACUAACGUUGUUACUCAUUGACUAUCAUCAUCAGUGA
Molecule: messenger RNA, 2277 nt
Organism: Metopolophium dirhodum (rose-grain aphid)
Lineage: Eukaryota; Metazoa; Arthropoda; Insecta; Hemiptera; Aphididae
Exons: 1
Coding region: 1-2277 (758 amino acids)
Source: RefSeq, a predicted model, not a curated record